Anastrepha ludens (Mexican fruit fly) is the source of this 677-nucleotide messenger RNA. RefSeq lists its product as uncharacterized. The record is from RefSeq and is a predicted model, not a curated record. Lineage: Eukaryota; Metazoa; Arthropoda; Insecta; Diptera; Tephritidae. The transcript is spliced from 4 exons. Bases 189 to 677 code for a protein of 162 amino acids.
CACGACACAUAGUAUCGGGUCGAUAUUUUGACGAUAAGUUUUCUGUUUACUUAAUAUUAUUCGAUAAUAAGAAUAGGAAAGGGCGUUGUUUUACUUUAACCGAAUUAUCCAAUGACCACUGCAGAUAAACCUCAACAUCUCUUCCACAAUACUAGAAACGAGCUCUUGAUUACUACGUUUGAUUGACUAUGUCAACUAUUGAGGAACGUACGGCAUAUGAAAAGAAUCCGUAUUUCACUGGACAUAUAUAUGGAAAUUUUUCUCCUUUUUAUGUGACCAUCGCUGUUUGCACUGUUGUUCUUGUUUCCAUUAUUAUAAUAAAUAUUGUCUUAGGGUGUUGCUCAAGACAUCGCAAAUACUGGCAAGAUAGGCAUACAGGCAAUCGCUGGCUGGUUUCUAUUUGGUCAGCUACACCACACUUGCAACCUCCCUUGGAUUUUACUGAGCUAAAAGACGCCUCAUAUUUUGAAAAAUUCUAUCCGAAGCCCCAAAUCUUCAGUGAAGAUAUCGAAGCACAGGAAGCCCCAGUAUAUCAGCCGGCUUUGCAGCCUCAUAUUGAACCACAUUCACAUCAAUUGCAUCAACAACGUCCACCGCGUCCUGAAGGCCGUACCUUACAGCAGCAACAACAACGAGAGGAAUACGUAGAAUUGCAGAAGCGCGAAAGUGACAUUUAA